Messenger RNA from Lathyrus oleraceus (garden pea), 1677 nucleotides. RefSeq lists its product as uncharacterized. Lineage: Eukaryota; Viridiplantae; Streptophyta; Magnoliopsida; Fabales; Fabaceae. The transcript has 3 exons. The record is from RefSeq and is a predicted model, not a curated record. Bases 1 to 1677 code for a protein of 558 amino acids.
AUGGAAGGUUGUUGUCGUUUCAAGGGGGAGUGGCGAUCAGAAGGAUCUCAUGGUGGUGAAGCUAAUGAGUUGAAGGAGGUUGAAGUAAAAGUGGUUGUCCCGUGUUUGAAGGUGAAUGACAGUUUGUUCGUGAUGGUGAUGAUGGACUUCCAGUUGGCGCCAACAUUGGAAGAGUUAUCACAUAUAGAAAACAUUGGUAUCAAGGAUGAAGUCCCUUACACCGGUCUAGGGGAAUUUCCUACACAUCAACAAAUAGGUUCAUCUAUACAUCUAGAUAAAGCGGAAGUGAAGGCUAAUCUUGGACCAAAAGGAGGCACUUCGGGAUUCACUUUGAAGUUCUUAGUGGGAAAAGCUUCAGAUUUCAAAAGUAAAGAAGAUUGGGUCGCUUUCAAUGCUGUGUUAGCCUUGAUACUCUAUGGGAUUCUCUUGUUCCCGAACAUUGAUGACUUCGUGGACAUGACUGCUAUACGCAUUUUCUUGCUCAAGAAUCCCAUUCCCACCUUGCUUGCAGAUGUUUAUCACUCUAUCCAUUGGAGAAAUGAGAAGAAGGGGGGGAUGAUCCAGUGUUGCGCUCCUUUACUGUAUAAAUGGUUCUUAUCUCACUUACCAAGCGAAGGGCCUUUUAUUCAGAACAAGGAUAACCUCAAGUGGUCUCAAAAAAUCAUGUCUCUCACUGCCAAUGACAUCACCUGGUACUCUCGUGUUUAUGAUGAUGUGGACAUAAUCGUCAAAUGUGGCAACUUCCAUAAUGUGCCACUCAUAGGAACUCGAGGUUGCAUCAAUUACAAUCCUGAGCUUGCUAUGCGGCAACUUGGGUUUCCUAUGAAUGACAAACCAGAAGACAAGUUGUUAGAAGGUUUCUUGCUAGGAGAAGGAGUGAAGGACUUUGAUCUGGUGAAGAGGAUAGGUCGUGCCUGGACUAAAGUUCGUAGAGAAGGAAAAAGGGAGCGUGGAAAGAAGAAUUGUAUAGCUAGAGGGCCAUAUACAAGUUGGGUCCAAGCCAGAGCUUCUCAAGACAAACUACCGUACCCUUAUGAGCCUCCAAUGCAUACAAAUCCUCCAGAACCUACUCACGUCACUAUGGAGGAAGCUAAAGAGCUCAAAGCUGAGAGGGAUUGUCGUGAGAAAGAGAAAUGGUGGAAGCUCGCCACAAAACAAAAAAAGGAGAUAAGAGAGACGCUUGAGGCUGAGAUAGCCAACCUCAAUGCUUCACUCUUUGAAUCAAAAGAAAGGGAAGAACGAGAACGCCGCAGUAAAGAGAGUGUUAUGGCUGCUACUCAAGUUACACCUGAAAUGUGGAAUGGAAAGUGCCAGGAGGCUGAAAAUGCUAAUGAGUGGGAACGAUACUGGAGAGGCCGACAUGACUCUUUGCUACAAGAAGGUGAAGAUUGGAUGAACGCAAGGGAAAAUGUGAAUGCUAGCUUGGCAGCCUGCGAGGAAACCAUCCAGUUUUUACAUGAACAAAGAAAUGAGUACCGAGACAAGUUUGCCAGUUUGAUAGACUUCUGUAAUGGCAUGGCUACGAAUGUGCCUUUGAUGCUGAGAUGUGCUUUGGAAGACAUAGAUAAUGACAACAUCCCUCGUUCAGUGACUGAAUUUAUUUAUCUUUGUGAAGACAUGAUAAAAAGGUUCAAAGGAGAGUUGGAAGAUCUCAACAAACAGAAGCCUGCAGUUUGA